AUGGAUGAAAUCGACGAUGCGCAGGCGAUGGACGCCUCUCCCAUCGACCUCUCCACCAAGAAACUCGAUCAAGCCCUGUUUGGCGAGCAACGCACACGGUUGCUCGAGUCCUUAGCCAGCCUUACUACACCACAAAACAUUCUGUCGUUAUGCGCCCAGUUGGCCGCCAAUCGCGACACUCCCAGGUCCGCACAAUCGGAGCUAUCCACCGCCCCAUUGGAGACGUCGGCAGCUCCUGCGCCAGCGGUUUCACUCGAAUGUGCUGCAACGGGUUGUGACCAGGUUCGUCAUUGA
Messenger RNA from Strongylus vulgaris, 294 nucleotides. NCBI's taxonomy places the organism in Eukaryota, Metazoa, Nematoda, Chromadorea, Rhabditida, Strongylidae. The record is from the annotation of a GenBank genome assembly.